UUACUGAGAAAGAGGAAAUCACAUUACUGGGCCAUGUUCCCAGCUCGACUGACUGUCCUUUCAGCCUCUCCACAGGGACUGUGUCCAGAUCAGCUCUCAUGACCCAGGAGACAGGGGCCCCGGAAAUGACUGGCACUGGGGAUCCCUGGCCUGUCUCUCAGGUUGGGCCCAUGGUUCUCAGGCUGUCAUAUUGCUGUUCUGGGUUCUGGGUCUCCCCAGGAUGUAGCUUGUCAGUAUCCAGCUUUGAGAGGGUUGGUCCCAGACCAGGAGACAGAUGGGAGGUUCUUCUGCCCACCCUGACCCCAGCCUUCUUCCUGCAGAUGGCAUCCUGUCCUUCUUGAAGAACAACAAGCCAGGGGACGCACUGUGUGUGUUGGGUCUCACGCUGGCCGACUUGUAUCCCCAUGAUGCCUGGACCUUCACCUUUGGCAGGUUCCUUCCGGGGCAUGAAGUGGGUGUGUGCAGCUUCGCUCGAUUCUCUGGGGAGUUUCUGCAGGCCGGGCCCAGUGUUCCUGACCCAGCUCUGCUGGAGGCAGCUGCAGAUGGCCCUGAGACACUGACACAUGAGGGAGGCCGGACCAUGUGCUUCAGUGCCCUGGGCAUGGUUCAGUGCUGCAAGGUUACCUGCCAUGAGCUAUGCCACCUCCUGGGCCUAGGGAGCUGUCGGUGGCUCCGCUGCCUCCUGCAAGGGGCACUUAGCCUGGAUGAGGCCAUAAGGCGUCCCCUGGACCUCUGUCCCAUCUGCCUGCGGAAACUGCAACACCUCCUGGGCUUCAGGCUCCUGGAGAGGUACAAGAGACUCCAGACUUGGACCCGAGUGACAGUGGAGAUGUGGUCUGGACAAGAGACUGGGGAACCAUCUGUGUCAGAGGAAACCCUGCCCUUCAGUGCUGACUCAGGCGUGGGCUGUGAGAGUGACACUGAGCCUGUGACCAGUCCAUCAGAGCCAGUCACCCCUGACACGUGGAGUCAUGCCUUCCCUGAUGGGCCUGAACCAGGGUCUGAGGAUGGGCUGAGCUCUCUGGUGGCCUCAGAAGUGUUGCUGAAACUCGGGGGCCCUGUGGAGGCCAUUGAGGAGUAUGGGCGGUGGCUGGAUGCAUGCAUCCAGACCCUGGAGAGGGAAGGGGCUGAAGAGGAGUUGGUCCAGGUUGAUGCAGCUGUGGACGCCCUAGGCCGGUGGGAGAUGUUCACAGGGCAGCUCCCAGUCACCAGGCAGCACCUGCCCUGUGCCAAGGAUAAUGUGGGGCUGCGCAGGGUCCUGGGGGACAAGUUUUUUUCCCUGAGGCGGCGGCUGAGCUCUCGAAGACUUGCCAAGGCCAGUUCUUCCCACUGCCGCUGGGGGGCGGAGAAUUAAUGCAGCGAGAUGGACCAUCUGAAACAGUGAAGUCAGCUCCUGGUAUUUUUUUCCUGAAGAUACUAACCCACCAUGCCUGCCCAGUGACUGAGGGUACUCUGGUAUCUUUAGGAUUAAAAGAAAUGUCCCCAGAAGCUGAGGAAAUGCUCCUUGGGUGCUUGACCACAGGGUCCCCAUGUUAUGGGGCCUGCAGCCAUGGCUGAGAGGCAGGAGGUAGCCACAUGCCUGCUUCUUCCCUACAGGAGGGGGCCUUGGUCUGUCAAAUUACUCACAGCUGGAGCUCUGGACUACCCUGUGGCAUGGGUUUUAUGGCUACGUGUAUGUUUCUGUCUCUGUCUGUGCACAUGAGUGCAGCUGCCCACAGAGGCCAGAAGAGGGCGCCAGAAUUCCUGGAUGUCAUUACAGGAAGUGGUGAGCCUAUGUGGGAGCUUGCAAUUGAACUCAGGCCCUCGGCAAGUACAGUGCACACCUUUAAUGUCCAAGCCCUCUAUCUAUCCAGCACUGUGUCUUGGCAACCUUGUGUCACUCACAUGGGGUGCUUUCUGCUCCUCAAGGCUGGCUCAGGUCUUUGUGAAGCUCCUGGAGAAAUCUGUGCCCUGUCAGGUUGACCAUUUCUCCAGACAGAAGUGGGGUGAUGGGGUGACUAUAAGCAGGUUCAUGGGGUUGUGCAUGGAAGGCAGAGAGAUCCUUUCUCCAACCCCGAGGCUGCUGCCUGUACUGUUGCUACCAGUUAGGCCAGUGUGGUGGUGGGGGCUUGCUCUUCUGUCUUCGAUGGCAUUUUUCCUGUCGCAGUCUAUAAACUCCUGACGGAAGAAUGGUGUUAAAAUUAUU
Myodes glareolus (Bank vole) is the source of this 2185-nucleotide messenger RNA. NCBI's taxonomy places the organism in Eukaryota, Metazoa, Chordata, Mammalia, Rodentia, Cricetidae. The record is from RefSeq and is a predicted model, not a curated record.